AUGAUAGAGAUUGGAGUGCCCAGAGCCCAGCAACAGCCAAAGCUACUGCUUCUCCACAACGCUGAGCACAAACUCAUCACCCAGCCCAAUGCCCCCGUACUUCUCACCGUACUUCCUGUCCUCCUGCCAACUAGGAUCUGUGCUGUGGGCCUGACUGGUGACUCGGCUGUCACUUACGUGAUCCUGAGGGCAAGGAUGACAGCAGUGACGAAUGUGCUUGACCUGAACCUAGCUAUCGUCCCCACUGCAGCACGCCCUUUUGGGGAGCCAUUCUGCAAACCAGUGCUGACCACUGACCACUGCAGCAUCUUCUCCACCAUCUACCUCCUGGCUGAGAUGACGAACUGUUACUUGGUGGUGCUGGCUACUGUGAAAUCUCGCCGAUGGCAAACCAGGAGAGGGGCAAAAGGUGUCAGCCUUUGUGUCUGCCUGGGUGUCCCCAUCAUGGCUCUGCCCUGACUUUCCUUUGUUGUCUACCAUAGUGAGCUACAGGCACCCAGUUGUGGGAUAAGCUUCCAGAGGCUCCAGGCCAGCCUCACUUAUACACUGGUUCUCGGCUUUGCAGCACCUGGGUGCACACUUCAUACCAUGAGGCUCCACUCUGGCACCAAGGUUCCGGGUGAGGCUAAGAAGAAGGUAACUGGGUUAGCUGGGUGCCUUCUCUGCUGGGUGCCCUUUCACCUGGCCUCCGUGGUGGCCCUGACCACAGACAUGCCCCAGACAUUCCUGGUCUUGGGUAUCAUCACCAAUCUCAGCUGUGCCAACUCAUGCCUCAAUCCUUUCUUCUAUGCCUUCCUGGAUGACAGCUUAUGUGGGGACUUCUGUGCCACAGUCCCAUGUCAGGAGGCCUGA
Acomys russatus (golden spiny mouse) is the source of this 852-nucleotide messenger RNA. It is a transcript of the gene Npbwr2, whose product is annotated as neuropeptides B and W receptor 2. Gene Ontology annotation, cellular component: neuron projection; membrane. Gene Ontology annotation, molecular function: neuropeptide binding; G protein-coupled receptor activity. The record is from RefSeq and is a predicted model, not a curated record. Gene Ontology annotation, biological process: neuropeptide signaling pathway. Lineage: Eukaryota; Metazoa; Chordata; Mammalia; Rodentia; Muridae.